AUGCUGUGGAAAAAUUAUGUUCUAUCCAGUUCCCGAAUAACACGUAGGCUUCAUAAGUCACCUAGAAAGAGCAGCUUCUCUAAGAACUUUUUUAUCACAGGCUGCCUACUGACAGUUGGAGCAGUAAGCAGUUAUUUAACCUACAGGUACACAAGUGAGAGGGAAAACAAACAUGAGUUAUCUCCAUCUUAUUUUGUCAAGUACAAGAUUUCACACAAGCGAGAUAUUGAUUCAUCACAUUUUUUAUUGGAAGUAACUCCGUUGUUUAAGCAGAAAGUUAACAUAUGGUCAUUGAUGACUGCGGAAAAUCUGUGGUCCGUCGAGAUCAAACAACCGGAAGUCAUGGUGGUCCGCAAUUAUACGCCUCUACCGCUUAAAUUUAACCCAGCUUCAAAAGAGAUUGAAAUCUUAAAAGAUGGUGACAAUGCAGAUGGAAAAUUAUCUUUCUAUAUUAAGAAGUAUGAGAAUGGAGAAGUUGCAAGAUGGUUACACCAUCUUCCCAAGGGACAUAUAAUUGAAAUAAGAGGCCCGUUUAUCGAUUAUGAGUUUCCUCAUUUGCCUAAUGAGCUAAAAAGAUCUCGCGAUUGUUUAUACAUGGAUAAUCGCAAUGAAAGGGGCAAUAACGUUAGAGAAAAUUCCCAAUUUAUUUACCAGCCUUAUGACAUAAUGAUGUUCACCGCUGGUACCGGAAUAGUUACUGCGUUGCAACUACUUUUGACUGAAUCACCAUUUAGAGGUACUAUAAAGUUAUUUCAUACGGAUAAGAACAUUAAACAACUGGGACCCUUGUAUCCUAUCCUUUUAAGACUUCAAGCUUCAAACAGGGUCCAGUUAAAAAUUUUUGAAACAGACCGACAAACUAAACAAGACGUAUUGAAAAGUAUCCAGAAAUCAAUCACGAAGCCCUACCCAUACAAAGGUCUGCUCCCCUUUUCCAACGUUAACAACAAGAAUAUUAUGCCUGUGUUGGCAUUGGUAUGCGGCCCCGAAAGUUAUAUUAGUAGCAUAUCUGGAAGAAAAUACGAUCUUAAUCAGGGACCAGUAGGAGGGUUACUUUCCAAAGAAGGCUGGAACUCCGAUAAUGUGUAUAAACUUUCAUAA
Molecule: messenger RNA, 1101 nt
Organism: Saccharomyces cerevisiae S288C
Lineage: Eukaryota; Fungi; Ascomycota; Saccharomycetes; Saccharomycetales; Saccharomycetaceae
Gene: CYC2
Product: oxidoreductase
Exons: 1
Coding region: 1-1101 (366 amino acids)
Cellular component (GO): mitochondrial inner membrane
Molecular function (GO): oxidoreductase activity
Source: RefSeq, marked reviewed